GAGGCACGAAAAUUAUCUCCUCACACCAAUUUACAAGUGGCGGCGGUUUAUGGCGGUGCACCAAUUUAUCAACAAUUACAGGCUUUUCGUCGGGGCGUUGACCUAGCAGUAGGGACUCCUGGCCGAAUCAUCGACCACAUUUUUACGCGUCAAAGUUUCCGGCUGGACCAACUAAAAUUUGUGGUUUUAGACGAAGUGGACGAAAUGAUUAGCAAAGGAUUUUUGCCCGAGAUUGAAAAAAUAAUGAAAAAAAUGCCAGAGCAACGCCAGACUUUGCUUUUUUCUGCUACCAUUUCCCCCGAGGUAAAAGGUUUUGCUAACCGCUUUGCUCGCAAUCCUGUUCUUAUCGCUAGCCCUACUAACGAUUUACCAAAUAAUAUAGAGCACUAUUAUUUGGAAACGGCCGCUCGGGGCUUGGACAUUAAGGAUAUUUCCUACGUGGUUAAUUAUGAUUUUCCGCAAAACCGCGAGUUUUAUAUUCACCGCACUGGACGCACUGGACGAGCCGGAGCCA
Molecule: messenger RNA, 514 nt
Organism: Racocetra persica
Lineage: Eukaryota; Fungi; Glomeromycota; Glomeromycetes; Diversisporales; Gigasporaceae
Source: the annotation of a GenBank genome assembly